AUGAUGAUGGCAUUCCAACGAUUGCUCCUGCUUCUUCUUUUUCUUACACUCGCAGAAUCGCGUCCUCCAGCUCAGAAUGAGCUUCAAGAUCAGCAGAACAACAAUGAUAUUCAGUUUACUGAUUAUUUUGAGGACUUCUUCCCAGUACUUUUGAAUUCCACGAAACUUCACGAAAAUUAUCAAUAUGAAAAGAAAAAGUAUUUGACAAUGAUUCUGGGGCUUCCAAAACGAAUGAAGAAAAUUUAA
Messenger RNA from Caenorhabditis bovis, 246 nucleotides. Lineage: Eukaryota; Metazoa; Nematoda; Chromadorea; Rhabditida; Rhabditidae. The record is from the annotation of a GenBank genome assembly.